AUGGCCAACAUACGUAUCCCUCAUCUUCCCAACGAGAUCCUGUAUGAGAUCGUCAGCUACGUCAACGAUGAGGACAUUCUAAACCUCCGACUCUCAGCCAAAGUCUUUCAAUCCAUCACUGCUGGUCGCUUCGCGUCUACUUUCUUCGAAGACCGCGCCUAUGAACUGUCAGCUAAAGGGCUAAAGGCUCUGGUCAAGAUCACGGAGCAUCCAAUAUUUGCACCUCACAUCAGAACUGUUGUCAUUGGUCAUGGCGGCAAGCACUCUUCGGCAAAAUACCACAACCUACUCGAGCAAGCAUUCCAAAACCUCGCCAUCAUCGGUAACCCGAUUUCUCUGGGACUUCGUCGUGUGCGUACUUCUCACAACAACGAGCCUGACGAUCUCAAAGCCGCGCGCCCUAUGGUCAGAUUCUUGGAAGACAAAAUGCUGGUUGCUGCUGUGCGCGCGCAAAUGCGUCUCGAAAACCUUGUCUCUGAUACACAGGACUCUUCACAGAAUCGUUCGCUCCCCUCGAGCGAGAUUCAUUGGGCUUAUUUCCUUUAUGAUCAAGCCGCCCCUGGUAGCACAAUCCACAGUCGAUUCAGCGGCCUACAGGUCAAGUCGAGCCCGGCAGGAUGCAAUUUGAACAAGUCAGGCGAAAUCCUCAUCAACUUCCAAGCAAGCCGACUCGUAGGCUCAUACUUCAGCUUCACGGGACCGGAGGUGGCUGUGCCAUACACUUUUCCAACAGUAUUCGCGAGAUUCAUUUGGAGAGAUGUGUCUUGGAUGACCACCGCUUAG
This is a messenger RNA of Aureobasidium musti, 783 nucleotides long. Lineage: Eukaryota; Fungi; Ascomycota; Dothideomycetes; Dothideales; Saccotheciaceae. The record is from the annotation of a GenBank genome assembly.